AUGCCAUUUGUUGAUAAUCCAUGGCCGAACGUGCUCGUGGACGCGGUCGUGGAGAGGAACCCCCCUGAUGACGGGAACCGACAACAAGAUCUGCGUGACGUCGAGAAUGACGAUCUGCGACGACAAGUGCGAGCUCUCCAAGAGCGCUUGGAUAGAUUGGAGACCUCGACAGACGUAAAUUCAGAUACAGAUGUGUCCCUCAUUAACGAAGAAGGAGAUGAGAAUCCAUUCGCUCACCUGAACGGUACCCGAAGUGGCGAAUACGGACGUGAUCCGGCAUGGGAUAUCGGCAUGGGGGUUGAGAUUCCGGAAUUUGAAGGUCGAGCCCAGCUUGACGAAUUCAUCGAUUGGCUUAAUACGGUUGAGCGGGUAUUUGAUAUUAAAUACAUCAGUGAUAGCGAUAAGGUGAAAUUGGUUGCAAUUAAGUUGAAGAAACAUGCUUCAAUAUGGUGGGAACACACGAAAAAACAACGAUCAAGGGAGGGCAAAAAGAAAAUUCUAUCAUGGGAAAAGAUGAAGAAAUUAUUGCGUCAAAAAUUUCACCCAUCUCACUUUAGGCAGGAGGCUUUUAUUGAAUAUCACGGCUGCAGGCAUGGGGAUCUGUCUGUAGAGGAUUUUACGAAUGAGUUUGAUCGGUUGAAGAUGAGUUGCGAUGUUGACGAGGAGGAUGAGCAAACGAUUGCUCGAUAUUUUGGGGCACUCCGCCCUGAAAUCGCUGAUGUUGUGCAGUUACAACAAUAUUGGACUUAUGAAGACGUGUGCAGGCUAGCUUUGAAUGUGGAGAAACAGUUGACAAGGAAGAAGACAGUUAAUUGCUGGUCAGGGAAAGACGCAGCACCUUUUCGUGGCAGUAGCAGUACCACGGGUCAAACCAAGCCAUCAGCUCCGACAGCAAAACAACCAGCGGCGGUUACACCGAGAGAAACUGGGCACCAGUCAAGAACACCGGUGCGAUGCUUUAAAUGUCAAGGCUUUGGGAAUAUUCAAGCUGAUUGCCCCAACCGACAGAUGGUCACGUUUGUGGGUGACGAUAGUAUUCCUACGUUUGACGAAUCAGAUGACGGUGAUGAACUAUCAGAUGUGAGUACCGAGUUGGUGUAUGCGGAUCAGGGGGCUACUUUGGUGGUUCGGCGUGUGUUGAAUGUAGCAGCUGCAGAGGAAGAGCUAUGGUUGAGGCACAAUAUUUUUCAGACCAAGUGUACUGCAAAAGGAAAGGUAUGCAACGUGAUUAUUGAUGGGGGUAGUUGUGAGAAUGUGGUUUCUUCGAUCAUGGUGGAAAAGUUGGGAUUAAGGACGAUUGCUCAUCCACAACCCUAUAAGCUAUCAUGGUUGAUCAAAGGUAGUGAAUUGAAGAUGUGGUGUGAUGUAAUUCCUAUGGAUGUCUGUCAUAUUUUGCUUGGUCGUCCUUGGCAAUUUGAUCUUAGGGUCAAGCAUGAUGGGUUUAAAAAUACAUACACAUUCAAAAAAGAUGGUGCUACUAUCACCUUGUGGGCUUGUCCGGAUAAGAAGUGUGAUCCCGUUGUUGACAAAAAAGCUAACGAGAAUAGUAACAUGCUGAAACGAUCAGCUUUCGUGGCAGCAACAUCGGAGACGCCAACAUGCUACGUGUUAGUCGUGGUCGAGAGCAACAGCGUGGAGUUGAAGAUCCCCGAGGCAGUGCAGUCACUUUUCAACUUGUAUGAAGAUGUUUUACCAGCAGCGAUUCCGCCGGGUUUGCCUCCAAUGCGAGAUAUACAACAUUGUAUUGAUCUGAUUCCAGGUUCACCCAUUCCUAACAAGGCUGCGUAUCGUUUGCGGCCAAAGGAGCAUGAGGAGUUGCAGAAGCAAGUGUUGGAGUUAUUGGAGAAAGGUAUCAUUCGAGAGAGCAUGAGUUCGUGUGUUGUCCCAGCGUUAAUGGUUCUGAAAGCGGAUGGGUCAAUGAGAAUGUGUAUGGACAGUAGAGCGAUCAACAAGAUCACAAUCAAGUACAGAUUUCCCAUCCCACGAUUUGAUGACUUGUUGGAUCAGCUUCAUGGUUCGCGAGUAUUCUCCAAAAUUGACUUGCGCAGUGGUUACCAUCAGAUUCGCCUAAGACCGGGAGACCAGUGA
Salvia splendens (bonfire salvia) is the source of this 2088-nucleotide messenger RNA. RefSeq lists its product as uncharacterized. The coding region runs from base 1 to 2088 and encodes 695 amino acids. The transcript is spliced from 3 exons. The record is from RefSeq and is a predicted model, not a curated record. Lineage: Eukaryota; Viridiplantae; Streptophyta; Magnoliopsida; Lamiales; Lamiaceae.